AUGGGUUCAAUGCAGAAGAAAUUCACAUUUAAACCACUGAGAUCUUCAUGUUCGAACACCAUCACCCCUGCAGUAACUCCAAAUCCACUACGCAAAGCUCUAUUUACCCCAGUCAGCUCAGCUAUCUCGCCUUUAAUUAAUUCAAAUCAACCAGCUAAAUGUAUUCCGACUACAAAAGUUAUUCCGUUAAGAAACGGGGAUAAUAUAACCCAUCGACCACCAUCUCCAGAUUUAAUUUUUUCAGAUGACGAUACCAGUGAAGUAUUGGAUUCUAAACCUCCUGCUGCCUUAACUGAUAGUGCCAAAAUUGUAUUGACUGAGGAUGGUUUCGAUGAUUUUGGUGACCCGCCAUCUCCCUCCUGGCUAAAUAAUGAAUCUGAGGUUUUCGGUCUCAUCGAUCAAACUGAAUCUUUUAAUCCCAAUACGACUUCAACUCAGGCAUUCGCUACUCCAAAACCUCCUGUUAUAUCUCCUCCUCGGUCGAGCUUGAAAAUGAUUCUUAAAAAUUCUACCUUCACACCCAACCUCGUUCAGAAGUCCUCGAGUCCCCUUCCUUCAGCUUCCAGCAAUUCUUCCGUCUUUACCCCCAUAACUCCAAAAACUUCUCAAACUAAAAAGUCAAUUUCAUCAUCGAAGAAAACAUCGUCUUCUUCCUCAAAAGAUACGAUUUCCAUUCCCGCCACUUUUCUUAAAGCCAUUAACUCAGCUUGCGAUGUUAUUCAAUCGCUGAAUGUUGAGAAACUUCUUAGCUGUUUUGGUGCUAAAACAAGCAUUUUGACAAACCUUUUAUCAGCUAGAAAUGAUUUUCAGAAAUGGCAAGCAAAAGCGGCUUCAAAACAGGAAGAGAAAGCUUCUCGCCAGGAAAAACGUCCCAGUACUUCUACCCCUGCACCCCUAUUCUCAUCAAUCGAUGAUUUCGAGACUGAUAAUACUAGUAACUGGAAUGAUUUUAACUUUUGCCCUGACGUGAAACAGGAACCAUCGCCAUGCACUUCGAUUUCCUCAACGAAUCAAGUCAAAUUAGCUUUUCCACCAAAAGUGGAAUCAAUUUCCCAACCCAAACCAAAAACUCCACAACUUGAAGCGGAUACUGGUGAAGGAAAUGUGUUUCUCCCUCUGGGGACCAAUCAAUCGAAAUGGGAAACUGCAACAGAAGUGCACGAAUACAAAGAUCAACCUGAUGAUGGUUCAACUGGGGAGUUUGAUGGGACAGACUGUUUUCCCCACUCGGCUAAAAUGAUGAAGGCUUUCUCCGAAAUUUUUGGUCUUGUCCGUUUUCGUCGCAACCAGCUUCAAGCAAUUAAUGCUGCCCUGCUUGGAAAAGACUGCUUUGUUAUUAUGCCAACAGGAGGUGGAAAAAGUCUGUGCUAUCAACUUCCUGGAGUUAUUGAAGAAGGUCUCACAAUCAUUAUCUCUCCUCUUAAAGCCCUGAUUCUGGAUCAGGUCAAUAAACUCCAGUCUCUUGGUGCUAAAGCCGCUAGUCUUUCUGGGGAUUUGUCUCCGUCUGAAUGUGAUUCCAUUUUUACUGCUAUGCAUAAAGACAGGCUGGAGAUUAAGAUCCUCUUCGUCACUCCUGAAAAGGUAAGUUCUUAUGACCCCCUUGAUCCCAUUUUCUUUCUCCAGGUUGCUGCGUCUGGAAAAUUGAAACAGGUUAUGCAGAGCCUCUAUCAGCGGAAUAUGCUUGCUCGGUUUGUGAUUGAUGAAGCCCAUUGUGUUAGUCAGGUAAAGGCAACAUUUUGGCAUAACUUUGGUGUGUGUUGGGGACAUGAUUUUCGUCCUGAUUAUCGGAAUUUGAGGAUCUUGAGGGAGAGUUUUCCCAAAGUACCGAUGAUGGCUAUGACCGCUACUGCUACCCCUCAAGUUCGGCAGGAUAUUCUGAAUCAGCUGAGGCUAACUAAUACCAAAUGGUACUGUCUGCUUGUUUCUUUAAAUCAUUUCUAUAUAUUUGUCGUUGUCCACCUGCUAUCAUAUAAGAAUUGA
Molecule: messenger RNA, 1980 nt
Organism: Rodentolepis nana
Lineage: Eukaryota; Metazoa; Platyhelminthes; Cestoda; Cyclophyllidea; Hymenolepididae
Source: the annotation of a GenBank genome assembly